UUGACAUUAAUUUGGAGGUUAUUAAUUGUUAUUUGAGCUGGUGACGUUAAAUAUUUAAAAGAGGAAUAAAAACUCUAAAUAUUUACAUAAUAAUCCUCUCCAUUAACUAAAAAUGUCGGGAAAUAUCCCCGACAGAUGGAUACCAUACAAAGCCCUUGGAAAUGUAAUUAAUGGAACAAGGAUUAUAUGCUUUAAAGUACCCUUACAUAAGAGAGUGCAGAGAAGCAGUUUUAUUACCGUGAAGGAUUUAUGGGAUAUAAAUACACUUUUAAAAGCUAUUCCAAAGUUGGGAGCAGUCAUAGAUUUGACUAAUACGGUGAAAUACUACGAUCCAGCGGAGCUGAAAUCAAAAGGCGUACUAUAUAAGAAAAUUAUAACGCCAGGUCGUCAGCUGCCGCCGGAGUAUGUAGUAAAUGUGUUCAUGGACACUGUGGACGAAUUUCUUAAAAUAAAUGAUGAUUGGUUGAUUGGUGUUCAUUGUACUCAUGGCUUGAACAGAACGGGCUACAUGGUCUGCCGUUAUAUGCGGGAUCGUAUUGGGAUACCUGCUAAAGAUGCAAUUAAAAGUUUUGAAAUGGCAAGAGGCUAUCAAAUAGAAAGAGCUAAUUUUAUUGCUGAUCUACUAGGUAAGAGUCCCGCUGCACCGGAUCUAGGGACCGACACGGUAAUAAAGCCGGUAAAAAAGAAAUAUAAAAUUAAACGUAGUUCAUCUCCAACGAUGAAAAUAGUAAAGUAAUAGAUCGUAGUAUUUCAAAAUCUAGUACGUCAUCAUACGAGUUUGAUUAUAAAUAUGAUUAUUGAGAAUCAAAUAUAGGAACUUUCCUGAAAAAUAAGUGUUAACAAAGUGUUUUCAUUACAGUUUUAAUCUAAAUAUUAAAUACAAACAUAUUUGUGGAAUAAUAGUUCGAGAUAUACAUAAUACUAGAUAUAUACUAGAUAUAUGUAUACUUUUCCACAAAUAUGUUUGUGUUAUAAAGUCGAAUGUAUUUUUUACAUUAUCUAGUUUUUAAUCACUUUAACUUUUUACAAGAAUAUGUUUUUACAUAUAUGUAGGGCAUACAAUUACUCAUAUACAUAUAUUAUUUAUGUACUUGAAUAGCCAAUUGGUUAGUAGGUUGUUAGCAUAAUCAAUCGAGCAAUAUUAAAAUAUUUCUCUAAGCACUUUUGUGUUUAUGAUUUACUUGUGACUUAUAAAUAUAAUUUGAUAUAUCGCUUUAAUAAAUAUGACAUUUAAAA
Messenger RNA from Nymphalis io (European peacock), 1236 nucleotides. It is a transcript of the gene Ptp-h, whose product is annotated as RNA/RNP complex-1-interacting phosphatase. Gene Ontology annotation, molecular function: protein tyrosine/serine/threonine phosphatase activity; polynucleotide 5'-phosphatase activity. The record is from RefSeq and is a predicted model, not a curated record. The transcript is spliced from 8 exons. Lineage: Eukaryota; Metazoa; Arthropoda; Insecta; Lepidoptera; Nymphalidae. Gene Ontology annotation, biological process: dephosphorylation. The coding region runs from base 113 to 736 and encodes 207 amino acids.